Aspergillus terreus NIH2624 is the source of this 1221-nucleotide messenger RNA. It is a transcript of the gene kin28, whose product is annotated as TFIIH complex serine/threonine-protein kinase subunit KIN28. Gene Ontology annotation, molecular function: RNA polymerase II CTD heptapeptide repeat kinase activity; ATP binding; cyclin-dependent protein serine/threonine kinase activity. Bases 1 to 1221 code for a protein of 406 amino acids. Gene Ontology annotation, biological process: protein phosphorylation; positive regulation of transcription by RNA polymerase II. Gene Ontology annotation, cellular component: cytoplasm; transcription factor TFIIH holo complex; transcription factor TFIIK complex. Lineage: Eukaryota; Fungi; Ascomycota; Eurotiomycetes; Eurotiales; Aspergillaceae. The transcript is spliced from 2 exons. The record is from RefSeq and is a predicted model, not a curated record.
AUGGCUGUUUCACCACUUCCUCCUCAGUCUCCCGCAGCGGCGGCGUCAUCUGCCCAUGCAGAGGCGAAACUGAGAAAUGUUGCGGCUCAGGCCUCGCUCAACAACUCCCGCGGGAGUAUCCCUUCCCCGCAGCCCGCGCAGGAUUCAGAUCGUGAACUCACAGAGCAAUUGAACGAUGAAGUGCGGAACAAAUAUAUCAAAGAUAAGAAGCUCGGAGAGGGUACAUACGCCGUCGUAUACCUGGGACGUCUCCGGGCCGAUCCAUCUUCCCAUGUCGCUAUAAAGAAAAUCAAGGUCAACGCCGAUUUCAAGGACGGGCUGUCGAUGGACGCCAUCCGCGAAGUCAAGUAUCUCCAGGAACUCGCCCACCCGAACAUCAUUGCGCUGCACGAUGUCUUUUCUUCGAAAGAUCAAAAUCUCAAUCUGGUGCUCGAAUAUCUGCCGCUCGGGGAUCUGGAAAUGCUUAUCAAAGAUGGAAACAUCCACUACGGUGUUGCGGACGUCAAGGCUUGGAUGGGCAUGCUCGCGCGCGGGGUCUGGUUCUGCCACGAGAACUUCAUCCUGCACCGCGAUAUCAAACCGAACAACUUGCUGAUCGCCUCCGACGGUGAAGUCAAACUGGCCGAUUUCGGUCUGGCGCGGUCCUUCUCCGACCCGUACCUGCGAAUGACCCAUCAAGUGAUCACGCGUUGGUACCGGCCUCCGGAACUGCUGUACGGGGCUCGGUUCUACUCUGGCGCCGUCGACGUCUGGUCGAUGGGCAUGGUGUUUGCGGAGCUGCUCCUCCGCGUGCCCUUCGUUGCGGGAAACACAGAUCUGGACCAGAUCUCGAAGAUCUGCGAGGCGUUCGGCACGCCGACGGAGGACAACUGGCCCGGUGUCACCAAAUUACCGAAUUAUCUACCCCCCGAUAGCAACCACGUCGUGCCGCUGCAGGGCCGUGAGUUCUUCCUGAGACAAUUUCCCACGGCUGGUCCUGUGGGCGCGGAUCUGCUCAUGUCGAUGUGUGCGUUGGACCCGAGGAAACGGAGCACCGCAUGCCAGAUCCUCCAACAUGGCUGGUGGUUGACGGAGCCGAAGCCCACGGACAAAGAAAACCUGCCGCGCAAAUCGGGUGGGACGAAGAAAAUGGGCGAUGAUCUCACGCGACGCGGUGGAGAGAUUGAUGAUACGACUUUUAAGAAUGCGGCGCGACAGCUAGAUUUCGGUGCGAUGCGAUAA